UCUACUACAUAAUUUCGUCAAUGGAAAGCGAAGGAGAAAAAAGAAAACCGGAUAACAACGACGUCGUUUCAACGUCCGCUACGAAGAAGCCGAAGGAGGAAACGGAAGAGUUAACGGAGGAGGUAGCGGAAGAGGAAGUGGAAGAAUUCUUCGCGAUACUACGAAGAAUACAAGUUGCCGUUAAGUAUUUCAAUAGAGUUGACGGAGCUAGCACUAGUGGACGGAAAAUGACGGAGGAGAUUGAUCAAAAUCUCUCCGAUGAAAUCAUCGGAGAUAAUGAAGACAUGAAAGAGAAAGAGAAAGAGAAAGAAAAUGAAAAAAAUGUUGAAGAAAAUAAUAAAGGUUUUGAUCUUAAUAUGGAGCCAUAUAAUCCUCAUGAUGAUCAUGAGAAUAAUUCAAGUUAGAUUAUAUUUAUUUUUUAGAUUUUAUCGUGGUGUAAUUAAUAUUGUAAUUCUUUUUAAUAAUCUUCUGUUAUUUGAAAUUUACUAAUUCGACUAUAUGAUUUAAACUUUGUAAUUACAGCUCGAUUAAGAGGGAAGCGCCCUUCCCAUAUCCAAUCAUUCUUAGCUUGGAGAUGGUAAUAAAGGUAAGAUUUUUAU
This is a messenger RNA of Solanum stenotomum, 599 nucleotides long. RefSeq names its product protein NIM1-INTERACTING 2. The transcript has a single exon. The coding region runs from base 21 to 404 and encodes 127 amino acids. Gene Ontology annotation, biological process: regulation of systemic acquired resistance. The record is from RefSeq and is a predicted model, not a curated record. Lineage: Eukaryota; Viridiplantae; Streptophyta; Magnoliopsida; Solanales; Solanaceae.